AUGACGAAGAACUCGCUAGCGUUUUCCAAAGACGAAGCCGUCAUCAUGGACCAUGUAGCAAGGGCAGCGGUUAAUUUAGCAGUAUUACGAAGACAUGAUAGAACUAUUGUAGAGAUUAUGGAUAACUCUAGUCACGUAGUGCUGUACAAGUUCUCUAACGAGCAGAAGACGUGGGUAUGUUUGGAGAGUACACGGUGUGGCAUUGAAGUGAAGGGAGUAUGGGAUGAAAGUGAGCGAGGAUCAAAGCGAAUUCUGCCCGAUUACAUUUACUUAAUGGUGUGCACAUUCAUUAUUCAUCCAACACAGACAAAGAAAGGUGUUGAAGGCACAAUGUUUGUCUUUAAGAGGUGUAUACAGCCCGUAUUCGGCUUUGUCGUAAUGAAUCGUCUCGGAAUUGACAACGUAAUGCUUCAUCUAACCGAUAAGAUGGACAUCGAGUUCCAGGAUGAUUACAUCAUCUAUCGUACCGAUGAUGAUGAUAUACAUGGCAUAUGGGUUUAUGAAGCGAAGGAUCGGGAAAGGAUUGGGAAGUUGAUGAUGGAAUGCUGUCAAAUGCAUAAAACAAUCGUUCCACCACCACAACUAGCGCAAUCGCCAAUUAUUCUCCAUGUCCAAGAGAACGACUCUGCAUCUACGAAUACACAAACGGGAACCGCGACUUCAGGGAAGGAACUGUUAGAUGCAUUGUUUGCUAGUGCUGCAGAAGGAACACAGACCUCAGGGCAGACCCCACCGAUAAAUAUGAGAUUUAAUUCCUCCGUCUCCCAAGCAAUAUCUUCUAUACACACGCCUCAAUCUGCCUCACCACCGCCCGGCUCCGUGAUUCCAUCAUCUACAUCUACAACGUCACUCAAUAAAUCGCUUUUAGAUCUUCUUUGCACCCCAACUAAACAUCAACAAUCCUCACAACCACAAACAUCACAACCAAGUACUCCAUUCGCAGUCUCAUCAAGCAACCAGAAUUAUCUCAUUUAUUCUACUCUGCAUUCGGAAGGUGUCUCUAACGCAUUAAUGUCAAGAGAAGUAGACUUGGUUGUUGCUGGAUUAGGCAACCCGGAGGAAGAAUAUGCAACGACACGGCAUAAUGCUGGAUUCAUUUUUAUUGAUUACCUCGCAAAUAAAAUGGCACUUGCUCAAGGUGAAGGCAAUGAUGGUCCUCCAGCGUUUUACAGACGAUUCGAUUUGAAUGCUGAUGUGAGAGACACCGUGUUUACGGUAACAUACGAAAGCGGUUCGUCUUCAGUCACGAAUUCUUUUAGGGUUAUUCUGAUGAAGCCAUUAACGAACAUGAACGAGUCCGGAGUUGCCGUUCAGAAAGUAUUGCAAAGAUAUAACGUCAGUGAUUUGAAGAAGCUGAUUGUAGUUUCGGACGAUUUAAACACUCAGCCUGGAACAUUGAUGAUCCAAGUUGGAGGCCAUCUGGGCGCAAUGGCAGGCCAUAAAGGAAUAGAAAGCGUAGCAACGAUAUUGAAUAGCCUAAACUUUAUAAGAUUCAGAUUGGGUAUUGGGAGACCAUACGACUCUACGUCAGUAGCUGACUGGGUAUUGGGACCAUUCUCAAAAGAGAAGAGAGAAAUGAAUCUCUUUGGUCAUCUCCUUGAUUUGACGUCUCGAGCCCUAUAUGAUUAUAGUAUUCAUCAUGAUAUCAAACGCGUGAAAAAGAAAUUCGCCCAGGCUAAAAGACUGCCCAAUAACCUUCCAAACAUGGAAGGGCUAUAUUUCCCUACCCAAAUCCAUAAUAUAUGA
Paraglomus brasilianum is the source of this 1746-nucleotide messenger RNA. Lineage: Eukaryota; Fungi; Glomeromycota; Glomeromycetes; Paraglomerales; Paraglomeraceae. The record is from the annotation of a GenBank genome assembly.